Oryza brachyantha (malo sina) is the source of this 2195-nucleotide messenger RNA. Its product is annotated as RNA-binding protein 24-B-like. Bases 194 to 997 code for a protein of 267 amino acids. The record is from RefSeq and is a predicted model, not a curated record. The transcript is spliced from 6 exons. Gene Ontology annotation, molecular function: RNA binding. Lineage: Eukaryota; Viridiplantae; Streptophyta; Magnoliopsida; Poales; Poaceae.
CUUCCCCCUCUCUCCUACCCCUUUUCCUCUAACCUUUAGCUUUUCCUCCCUCUCUCCUUCCUUCCCUCCUCUCUUCUCUUCCAUCCCUUAAUCUUCCUCUAACAAGUCCUAGCCCAAUUCAGAUCCUUAGCUGCUGGUUUUUCUUGUUCCUUUUCUGAGCUAGAUUUCUUGCUGGUGAGGUGAAGUUAGUGUCAUGAGUCCACCGAGUGUGAUAGGGCAAUUUGGGGACACAACCUACACCAAGGUGUUUGUAGGAGGGCUGGCAUGGGAGACCCAGAAGGAGACCAUGAGGAAGUACUUCGAGCAGUUUGGGGAGAUUCUGGAAGCAGUUGUUAUCACUGACAAGAACACUGGCAGAUCCAAGGGCUAUGGAUUUGUUACCUUCCGGGACCCGGAUGCCGCGAUGAGGGCUUGUGUUGAUCCCGCGCCGGUGAUCGACGGGAGAAGGGCUAACUGCAAUCUUGCUUCCCUUGGGGUUCAGAGAUCUAGGCCUCCAACCCCACAGCAUGGAGGGGCUAGGAGCUUUAGGGUGAUGAAGUCCUUUAGCCAGCAGGCAGGGAUCCAAGGUGGUCUGGGCGCAGCUUUUCCUUCUCACGCCACCUUCCCCCAUUAUGCUAUCCCACAAGGCCUCCCUUACCAUGUCUAUGGGUACUCUCCCUAUUCUCCAGACUACAGUUAUCCCACAAACUACUACAACAUCUAUGGAGGAGCCCAGUACCCAUUUUAUGGAGCGGCGGCGGCGGCAGCAGCAGCUGGCAUGGUGACUGGAAGCAGCCCUUUUUAUCCAUAUUUCCAGUUUGGGCAGUCAGGAAGCACUACAACCAACUAUGCAAGUGGACAAGGCUACAACUUGCAAUACCCACAGAUGUUUCACUUCUCCACUGUGGCUUCUACAGCUGCUGCUGUAACAGGCUUUGCACAGCAAUAUGGAGGGCCAUUGUCACUUGCAGCGAGUCCUCAAGCCCAAGCAGUGUGUGUCCCCAUUAAACAGGCAUGACUAUGGCACUCACGGCUCCUACUUUGCCAACUCCAACUCAAGCUACUCAUCCUUACCGGCUCAUCCCCUCGCACUUUGCUGUGUCUGCUGCUCCAGAGCAACCCUUGGCCUAACCAUGGUCUCCUUCUCAUCGUCACUCUCAUUUUUCUUUCCCACAUGUUGAGUCCAUGCAUCCAUCUCUAACACCAAAAGGCACUAUUGUUGACCUCAUGCUCAUCAGCUCAAAGUGCACACUCCAUACCCCCACAUGGUCAUGUGGUGAUUGGAGAUUAGCUUCAGCCCCAGGAUGGGCUCAAAGCUUGACGCCCCAUGGAUGGGGUUGUACUAACAGAGACAAAUCAACCAAUUUAACCGCAGUCCAAGGAAGGACUUCAUGGAUUAAUUUAGGCCCUAGCAGAAGGCUAUGGGCAAAAGUAACCCUAACAAUCAAGCAUUAACCCAGGGAGGGUUCAUGCUGAUACAAGCCAAUUGGACAAAAGUGACAUCUAAACAACUGAUCGAGCAAGAAUGCCACUUCAAAAUUUCAUCAGUGGAAUCUAUAUUGUAUUUAGCAUAGACCACAUGCUUCUGGAUGAAGCACAAACCAUUUAGCAGACCCUAAUGUUCUAGUCUUCGUGUUACCUAGAGGAAAUCAACUUGACAUGUAACCAGUCUAAACCUCUUUUCCAUGCAAAUUAGCCCCUCAGUAACUUAUCUAACAUCAUGAGUUAACUUGUGUAACCAACCUUUAACCUUUAGUAAGCAACUAUUAGGUGCACCAACUAACAUUCCUUUUUAUCUUCCAGUUGAUAACUUGCAUCUAGGUGGUCAAGGCUCUAAGGAGAGCCUGUGCCCCUUGUCAGAGACAGGUUCAGAGGAGUGCUAAUGUUUGUUUUUGGCACUUAGUGCUACCUCCUGUCAUUUCUAACAUAGUGAUGGUACUCCAAAGAAGGCUUUGGAAAUGCCAGACACUGCUGUGUAUUUCAUUAACCCCAAUGGACCCAUAGAUAUAUUUUAUUGUCUUGGGUCGGCCACUCAUCUAGAUGUUCAUUGCUCCCCCAGUGUCACUACCAUGGUUAGGUCCAGGUCUCCAGGAUCCCUUCUUUCUCUCCUCUUCCCUCUCUCUGUGUGUGCAGAGAGAAACCUUAAUGCUUUUAAUGUACUAUUAUCGGACAUGGUUAUUGUAAUAAUAAGUAGUACUGUGGCACUUUUAGGACAA